AUACAGAUACAGCCACAGAACCUAAUGUUAUUGGCGGGUCGUCGACUAACCGCACAACCACAAUUACGCGAGGCAUUUCGAAAGGGUUUUGUGACCGGCAUGGCCACCGAGGCGAGUUACAAGAUUAGAGAGGUGGACGGGGACCUAUUCUCCGCACCCAAGACCCAUUCGUUGGCACAUUGCGUGGGCGCUGAUCUCGCAAUGGGAGCGGGAAUCGCUGUGCAGUUCAAGAAGAUCUAUGGCAAAGUGGACGAGCUCCGGGCCCAGAAUGCGGCCAGUGGAGAGGUGGCGGUGCUCAAGGAUGAUAAACGUUACAUCUACUAUCUGGUGACCAAGCCGCAGAGCUGGGGCAAGCCCACCUACGACUCUCUACAGGCAUCCCUAGAGCAGAUGCGCGAACAUAUGCGCGAAAACGAAGUGGAUAAGCUGGCCAUUCCGAAGAUUGGCUGCGGCAUCGAUGGCCUGGAGUGGGACAAAGUCAGCAAAUUGCUGGAGUACGUCUUUGGCCACGAGGAGCUGGAGAUUGUAGUGUACAACUUUGUGCCGCCACAGGGUCAAUAACUCGAGUUACAUAGAUUCAUUUGUGUCCUCUUAUUUUCGAAUUUCUGCAUAAUUAAACACAACUAGUUCCACGGCAUCCGA
Molecule: messenger RNA, 642 nt
Organism: Drosophila serrata
Lineage: Eukaryota; Metazoa; Arthropoda; Insecta; Diptera; Drosophilidae
Gene: Targ1
Product: Terminal ADP-ribose protein glycohydrolase 1
Biological process (GO): peptidyl-glutamate ADP-deribosylation
Source: RefSeq, a predicted model, not a curated record